Anisakis simplex (herring worm) is the source of this 258-nucleotide messenger RNA. Lineage: Eukaryota; Metazoa; Nematoda; Chromadorea; Rhabditida; Anisakidae. The record is from the annotation of a GenBank genome assembly.
AUGUCCAGAAAGGGGAAUUUGAUCGAUUUGCAGAAGCCAUCAACGGAGCAAUCGAAUCGAGUUAAACGUCGCAACGCACGCAAAAUUCGACUUCAGAUCUCGAAACAACGCCAGAAGACAUCACGUCAACGUCGUGCUUCCGCUGCUCAACGUCGUUCAUCCCAAGCACGUCGCCUAACAGUUGAUCUGAUGGACCCGUCCGCAAGUGGUCCUUCAACUCAGGUUGAGAUUAUCUGCAACGGAAUAUCCCAAUUGUAA